Messenger RNA from Rotaria socialis, 1077 nucleotides. Lineage: Eukaryota; Metazoa; Rotifera; Eurotatoria; Philodinida; Philodinidae. The record is from the annotation of a GenBank genome assembly.
AUGACCACUCCACCACCUGUUUCUACUACAAGACCGAAUGAUGGUUCACUUUCGAAUGACGAUGCUGAAACUGGUACUAAUGUUGCACCUACAUCGUCGUUGUUCCAUUCUGUUGAACGUCUUAUUACACCAUCGUCUACUGAAACAGCUGUUCCUGAACAAGCAGCAGGUGGAUUUGCUGGAACAUUUAAUUCGAUGAAUCCAACACUGGCAGUAUUAAAAGUAACAGCAUUGCAACAAGCUGUAGGGCAUCCAGUCGCUUAUGCACGAGUAUUAAUGCAGAUGGGUUAUGAACCAUUACCGGCUUAUCGUGGAAAAACUUUAUUUGGAAAAGAAUCUUUAUUUUAUCCAAAUGUCUUUCGAUAUCUUAAAUAUGUUUAUAAUAUUGAUGGUUGUACUGGUUUAUAUCGUGGUUUUGGCUGUGCGCUUCUAUCUAAGAUGGUUUGCUGGUAUACGACAACAAAAAUUGAAGAACUUCUUGGACCUGUUGAGCUUACAGUGCCAAACGAUGAAACUAAACCAAGAUGGGACAUAUGCAUAAAGAAGACUUUACGAGAAGUACGAUGUCAAUCAUGGGGAAUUCUUCUUUCACAUCCAUUUCAAGUGAUGGCAAUACGAUCUAUGGGGCAAUUUAUUGGUCGAGAAAAGAUUUAUUCAUCAAUAAAUAUUUUUCAAAACUUUCAAGAAAUCUAUAAUCAUCAAGGAAUUGGUGGAUUUUUUGUUGGUUUAAUUCCUCGUUGGUUACUUGAAAUUGCUACCAUUGUAAUAUCAAAUAUGAUUAUUCAUAUGCUGAAAUUGCAAUUGCCUACUCAAACUGAAAUGAUACCAAUAUAUGAAUACAUUGCUGCUUUUGUUGCUCAAACUUUUACCUAUCCAUUGAGUGUUGUAACAACCGUAGCAGCCGUGAAUGGAAGUGGUCUUCGAGCUGGUAGAUUACCUGUAUCACCUAUUUAUGCUAACUGGCAAGAUGCAUAUAAACAAUUAGGCAAAGCUGAACAAUUAAAACGAGGUUCCAGUUUCUUCAAUCGUGCCGCUAUUGGUAUUCCUGCAUCUGGUACACUACUUCGACAUGCCUAG